AUGGCCAAGGACCUAACCACGACAGUCUAUGAGCCCAUCCAGCCUGAGGGCUUGGCUCUUGUUCUGUUGGUGGUGACCAUCGUCUUUACUAUUCUCUCGAUCCUCAUUGCGGGCCUGCGUUUUUGGGUCCGUAUCUCACUAAACGCCUUUGCUGUCGAAGAUUGGUUGAUGCUUGCUGGCCUGAUCCUCAACAUUGCGCACAAUGCCUCGGUCAUCGUUCUCGCAUACAGCGGCAUCGGGUCCCGCGACGAUGUCAUCACCGUCGGCAUGCAGUACAAGAUAGGUCUUUGGACCAUCAUCUGGCAGUUCAUCUACGUCCUCGACGGCGCAAUCAUCAAGUCGAGCAUCAUCUGGACCCUCCUCCGACUCGCCAAGGACCUCAACAAGAUCUACACCAAGAUCCUAUGGGGCCUCUUCGGCUUCAGCUGGAUCGUCUGGCAGAUCUCGUGGCCUGUGGCCAUCUUCCAAUGCAAGCCCGUCGCGGCGGCAUGGGGCGAGCCAGGAGACUGCACCUCUGGACAGACAGUCAUCUUGAGGGUGUCAUACUUCGUCUCGGCUUCCAACAUCUUUACCGAUAUCAGCACCGCGCUGGUGCCCAUGUUUCUGCUUCGCCGCCUCCAGAUGCCCAAGAGGACCAAGCUCAUGACCAUGGGCGUCCUGUCACUGGGUGUCUUUGCAUCAGUGGCCACUACCAUUCGUAUCACUUAUACUUGGGCGUAUACCGCACCCUCUGGAAGAUUCUACGAAAUUGGAAAGAUCGUCUUGCUUACAGUCCUCGAAUGCGACCUCGGUAUCAUCGCCGGCUCCAUGCCCAUGCUGCGUCGUCUCAUCCGCAACCUCGCCCCCUCGUACGGUUCAAAAGACAAAACCCCCGGACGAUCUGGCGACGUCAACCUAGUCACCAUCGGCGGCACAUCCGGUCGACGAACCCACGUGAAGCUUUCGAAUGGUGGCGCCAGCAGGAACGACGACCAUGAAAACCACUUUCAAGACAAGGAGAGCAACGAUGACGACGAGUCGACCCGCCGUAUGAUACAUAUUACCCGCGAGGUCGAGCAGGAUAGCAUAUCGGGACAGAAUUUGCCUCGUAAUCAUCAGGUGGACGUGGAGAUCUCUGGGGGCGACAGACAACCGCCAAAGUCGGACCCCGGCUCGGCACGGAGUUGGAGACACUAG
Fusarium falciforme is the source of this 1176-nucleotide messenger RNA. RefSeq lists its product as hypothetical. Bases 1 to 1176 code for a protein of 391 amino acids. The transcript is spliced from 3 exons. NCBI's taxonomy places the organism in Eukaryota, Fungi, Ascomycota, Sordariomycetes, Hypocreales, Nectriaceae. The record is from RefSeq and is a predicted model, not a curated record.